GCGCACGUGGAGAGCAAACUGCGGCACCGAAUAAACACGCAUCUGUGUUGACAUUUCAGCACAGCCUUCCCAUUCGCCCAGUUCGGAUACAUUUAUGUACACUUUCUUAUUAUUUUCACCAGAGCAAAUGGUACCAGAGGUAUUUUCGACAAGUUUUUCAAAAGACUCGUAAGGAAUAAAAGUCAAGCCGCCCCAAAAGACUGUUGAGCAUGUGCUUGGGACAACACUUACACAUUUAAAUUGGGACCUCUCUCCCGCAAAUUGAAAAGUUGAGCCAUUUAAGUAUGGUGGAUAAAGGUCCUCUAUUGACUUCUGCGAUCAUUUUUUAUCUGUCCAUCGGGGCAGCAAUAUUCCAAGUUCUCGAGGAACCGAAUUGGAAACUUGCUGCAAAACAGUACAAUGCACAAAGGGAUAAAAUACUAGAAGACUACCCCUGUCUCACCAAAGAUGACUUGGACAAGAUUUUGGAGGUGGUGUCGGAUGCUGCCGGACAAGGUGUCACCAUCACUGGCAGCAAGACUUUCAACAACUGGAACUGGCCCAAUGCUGUCAUAUUUGCUGCUACUGUCAUCACAACUAUAGGUUAUGGCAACAUUGCCCCCAAAACAUCAGCAGGACGGGUGUUCUGCAUCUUCUAUGGGCUCUUCGGGGUGCCACUCUGUCUUACCUGGAUCAGUGAGCUGGGGAAGUUCUUUGGAGGCAGGGCCAAGCACCUGGGCCAGUACCUUACCAAGAGAGGAGUUUCACUGCGAAAGGCCCAGUUCACUUGCACAGCCAUCUUUGUCCUUUGGGGUGUACUGGUCCAUCUGGUCAUCCCCCCAUUUGUAUUUAUGUCUCAAGAGGGUUGGACCUAUGUGGAGGGCUUGUACUUUUCCUUUGUCACCUUGACCACGAUUGGCUUUGGUGACCUUGUAGCAGGUGUGGAUCCAAAUGCAGACUACCCUACUCUGUACCGUUACUUUGUGGAGGUGUGGAUUUACCUGGGUCUGGCCUGGCUCUCCCUGUUUUUCAACUGGAAGGUGCGCAUGGUCGUGGAGGCCCACAAGGCUCUGAAGAAACGACGCAAGCGGCGCAAGCUCUCCCUUGACGAGCUGAGGCACUACAAGGAGAGCCACAAGGCCCUCCACCUGCCGCCCACCGCCAACGACGUUAACAUCUUCAGCUUCCUGUCCAAGAAGCAGGAAGGCUACAACGACCUCAUCAAACAGAUUGGUGUCAAGACAGAUGGUGGCGGGGUCCACUGUGAUGGUAAUGAUGCCAGUAACAAGGCCAAGGAGGCGAACCGCUCCCAGAGCUGCAGCGACACGGUUACCUGCAACGGCAACACUAUCCUCAGCCUGGACCGCUCACCGCGGCAGAAGCGGCGCUACAGCUUCAGUGACCGCGUCACCGUGGCCUUCUCAAAGUCCAAGAACUACCUCCUGGGCUCGGAGAACGGGAUGCUGCUCACAGAGGACCAUGGGGAGGGUGAUUUGGACGGGGACCAGGAGAGGAUGUACGAGAACCAACUGGACAAAGAGGUGGACCAGGAGAGCGGAGGUGGCGGCCUGGGCGGUGGUGGAGGUGGAGGUAUGGGUGGCCGACGGCUGUGGGACUCCAAAGAGUACCAGUCCCUGAUCUUCCAGAAUGCAAACAUCACUUUUAUUGACGAGGAGAACGUCCUCAACAACAACCUGGAGGAUGAGGACGAUGAUGCUAAAGCCAAGCUGUCAAUCACCACGUGCGACGAAAAUGUAGAGUCGGAGACUGACUCCAAAGAGGAGCAGGGCUCUGAAUCAGAAGAGUCCGUGUUCACCAGCGAUGGAUCAGAACAUGACCAUUCUUAUGAGAAGCUUGUGGAGGAAUAUUCAAAGGAGGACAACACAGAGUCCUGAGGAACUGAACUGGACUUGACUGAACUAAACUUGGAAUAAUUCCUCAUUUGUCAUCGCUAUGACAAAAACAUUUUUUACAAUUUAAGGCAUUGCCACAUUCUCGUUGAACUUGGAUCUAAUGAAGGAGAAAUCUUUUAAUAUUCUGUUAAAAUCAAAGACUGUGAAAUGAACAUUACAGGUUUUAUGUCUAUCACUCUGGUGCAUUUUUUUAGAUGUAAGUGGUAUAUUGCCCGUGUCUUAUGUUCAAAACCUUUCAUUGGAGUUGAACACAUCUUUCAUCUCCGAGUCCUGGAGUCUUUCAUGCAAUUUUUUCUCAAAAACCAUGAGAACAUUUUGCUUAGUCACCAAUACAUCAGAUAAUAACAGGCUCACCGUUUAGUCAUUUUAACUAACUUUUAAUCCGAUAGCAGAAAAUACAUUGUACAAUUUUCAAAACUGAUAUUUUUGAAGUGCUGAAUCGAAGGAAUAAUAGAUCGUAUUGAAGAAUACUGGCUGAUGAAGGAUGACAAUGGACAAUGUAGUAACUAGGCACUAUACGCUUUUGUUUCAGUAGUCUUCAGUUUUGAGCAUGUUAAUUCGGUUAUAGUUAAAUUAAGAACUUACAAGAUAAUCAUAUAAAAAGUAAUGAUAAGCAGAUACUUGGAGUGGACAAGUGACUGUGAAUUUUUUUGUAAAUGCACUUUGUAAACAGCCAUUUUGAUGAAAUGUUUAGAUUUUUGUGCUAAGAAUUGUGAAAGAUGCUUUUGAAAAUUGCACCAGAGUGAUUGAAAAAGACGAACAGUCUUCCCUCAAACGAUCAAAUAAUGUGCCAACCUCUGGUUGGUUGAGUGUCUAUGUUAAACAAUGAGUUUAUGAACUUAUUAACUCCUUCUGGUUAUAGACUGAAUGGAGUGACACCUAUGGACUCAUUGUCCUACAUUAAUUCACUACUGUUUUCAUAAGAUAUGAUCGUCUAACAUUUGUUUGAAACAAGAUUGAGUUUUUCAAUCAAUUUGAGAUGAUGCCUUAGGUUAAAGGUCUUAGGUCUUUUGCUCAAAGGUUAAUAGGAAAUAGCAAGGGUGAAUACAUUUUUCAGAGGA
Molecule: messenger RNA, 2953 nt
Organism: Salvelinus namaycush (lake trout)
Lineage: Eukaryota; Metazoa; Chordata; Actinopteri; Salmoniformes; Salmonidae
Gene: kcnk5a
Product: potassium channel, subfamily K, member 5a
Exons: 5
Coding region: 285-1874 (529 amino acids)
Biological process (GO): potassium ion transmembrane transport; stabilization of membrane potential
Cellular component (GO): membrane
Molecular function (GO): potassium ion leak channel activity
Source: RefSeq, a predicted model, not a curated record